This is a messenger RNA of Funneliformis mosseae, 1899 nucleotides long. The record is from the annotation of a GenBank genome assembly. Lineage: Eukaryota; Fungi; Glomeromycota; Glomeromycetes; Glomerales; Glomeraceae.
AUGUUUAAUAAACAUAGUAUGACGAUUACCGGCGAAUUUAUAUCUAAAGACAUUCGCCCUUCAAGAACUCAUUCUGAUUCAUCAGAUAAGCAAUCAAUAUCUAUUACUGAUGAAAAAAGGACAGUUAGUUUUCCCGCAAAUGUUACAUCAAAGCCAACUAAUACCAAUGAUGUAGACGGUAUAUCUGGAAUCAAUGCAAUCACAGAUUCGCAAAAUAAUACUUCGGUACAAGAAAUAAAAACAUCCAAAGGACUUGUUCGAAGUUUUACUUCGCCGAUUCCACAAUCACCCAAACGAAGACCUAAUAGUAUGACUGCUUUGACAGAUGAUAAAAGUCAAAAUAUUCUUCAACGUUCAGCUACCACAGCAGGGAAAUCAAAGAAAAAUACAUCAGCUUUGGAUGAGCUAGAUGCAAAUAAAAAGAAAGAUGGGAAACAUAGAAGAAACACUAUUAAUGAUAAAGAUAUUUAUGAAGACAUCGCACUUGACGAAGAGACACAAAAAUGGGCAGAAAAUGUUAAAAGGAGAUUAUCAAAGCGUAGAACCCGGGACAAGGAUAGGGAUGAUAUAGAUGAUGGGGUUAUGGUCGGUACAAGGAUCGGUGAAGAUCACGUGAAUUAUGUUCUUAUGUACAAUAUGCUGACGGGUAUACGAGUGGGCGUAUCUCGAUGUAAUGCAAAGAUACAAAAAGGAGUAAUCGAUGCCGAUUUCAAGGCCGCACACAAAUUUUCAUUUGAUAUAACGGGUAACGAACUCACACCUUCAGCUAAAUAUGACUUUAAAUUCAAAGAUUACGCUCCAUGGGUUUUCCGUAGUCUUCGAGAAUUUUUUCACAUCGAUGCUGCUGAUUAUCUUGUUUCUUUGACAAGUAAAUAUAUUUUGUCGGAGUUGGGUUCACCGGGUAAAAGUGGAAGUUUCUUUUAUUUUUCCCGAGAUUAUCGUUUUAUUAUUAAGACUAUACAUCACACUGAGCACAAAUUUUUGCGCAAGGUUUUGAAGGAAUAUUAUGAGCAUAUAAGAAAUAACCCAGAUACACUACUUUCCCGCUUUUAUGGACUUCAUAGAGUGAAAUUACCACGUGGACCAAAGAUUCAUUUCGUAGUUAUGAAUAAUAUAUUCCCACCUCAUCGAGACAUUCAUGAAACUUAUGAUUUGAAGGGAUCAACUGUUGGACGUGAAUAUGAUGAAGCGGAAGCGACUAAGAACCCACGCGCGGUCCUUAAAGAUUUGAAUUGGAUUAAACGUGGCCGACAUUUGGAACUUGGUCCCGAAAAACGUAAACUUUUUGUCGAGCAGCUCGAAAAAGACGUCUCACUGCUUCAACGUUUGAAUAUUAUGGAUUAUAGCCUUUUAGUAGGGUUACAUGAUACUUCCCGUGGCAAUAAGGAUAAAGUUCGAGAAGAUUUCUUUGUAUUCCAGCCAGAUACAAAGAAAAUUAAGCGCACCCCUUCGAGUCAUAAGCGGGAAAGUAAAGCUUCGAAAUUACGAAAAGCUGUAGGGGAAACGGAACCAUCGAAAUUAGAUCCUUCGACCACAAAGCUCGUAUUAGAUGCACAUAAUGAACGCCGAAAGUGCAUAUUUAAUAUGGAUGAUGGUGGCUUUGCCGGCACAGACGAACAAAAUAAUCCUACCAACUACAUUUAUUACUUGGGCGUUAUUGAUAUUUUGACGCCAUAUAAUACUGUUAAGAAGGUCGAACAUGCAUGGAAAUCACUAAAAGAUGACAAGUUGAUGAUUUCUGCUGUACAUCCGCGAUGGUAUGGUAAACGUUUCUUAGAUUUUAUGUUUAAGACUAUUAAACAUAAUGAUUAUGUUUCUACGAAACAAAUUGAAGCGGAAGCUGUUGGGGAAAAAAAUCCUUACGACGAGACAAUUGAAACAGAGGCCUCAACUUCGUAA